This is a messenger RNA of Liolophura sinensis, 2614 nucleotides long. RefSeq lists its product as uncharacterized. Lineage: Eukaryota; Metazoa; Mollusca; Polyplacophora; Chitonida; Chitonidae. Bases 527 to 2218 code for a protein of 563 amino acids. The transcript is spliced from 10 exons. The record is from RefSeq and is a predicted model, not a curated record.
UGUAAAAAGCUUAGUGAUCCAGAACAGUGACUACAAGACAUUCCUCAGAUGGCCUCUCCUCACGCCCGGAUCCGGAGCUCCGGGCGACCACGAUGCUCUCCGGGCCCUAACACAGCUGAAUUGAUUGAUAAAAUCCUGACCAGACCUCAGACGUGUCCCACUCAAACCAGGCAUGGAUACCGGCCUCUGACGACGGCAGCCUGUGUCCGGCAGACACCCCGGCAUGCCUGGGGUCCUAGAUCUCAGACCUCAGACCCCACAGUGAGAGGCAGACCCCAAACCGUUGGUCCACCCCCUGGAGAAGCCAACAGGGGUUUCAGUCAAGCAUGUGUUUUUUGUACGGAGACGAAUUCAACAGAUUCGAGACGCUAGACUUCGGACGGAGGAGAAGGGUGGAGAGAAUGGACUACAUUCCGGAAAACUUCCGUCCGAGGGUAGGGAUACGGGAAGGAAACGGAUAAGUAUCUUCCGGAAACAAGACGCAAAGAAAACCAACACUGUCCACGAUGACAUUCGGGAAGAUGAUAUGACCGAAGAGGAAAAAGAAGAGCGAGACAUGAAACUCCAACUUCGCCAUGCUCGAAUGACGAAGCUGAUCUGGUGGUUUCGGGUAUUACGUGCUGUCUGUGGCUUGGCUCAGGACAUGAAACGCCUGUCCAUGACCGUCACAGAAAACACAACCGUCUCACAGGUAUACGUCUACAACGCCUGCGGCUACUCCGGAAUGCUCGACGGCGACCAAACACUCUUCUUUGACAAGUCCCAAUUCUCACGGAGAAAAACGAUGUUGUUCCCGGUCUGGGCGCAGAAGUUGGCCAUGCUGGGUCCGGAAUCACGGACCGAGGAGGACGUCCGGCAAAUCCGCGGAUUGAUGCUAAUGAUGAAGAGUUUUCGGGAGAAGUACACGGAAGUUAUGCAAUACAAGAUGGCAAAAGUGGCCAUGUAUAUAAACUGCGAGAAAGGACGUGUAAUCUUGCGCCAAGGCCACUGGGGGAUCAACUUCUACUUCAUCUACUCCGGCUCCGUAUUUGUACAGAAAGAAACGGUGGAUCCGAAAACAAAGGAGAAGAAGAUUCAAACCCAAAACAUCAUUCGUGCAGGAGAAAGUUUUGGGGAGAUCGCAAUCCUUGGGGAUGGGAAAAGAACAGCAUCCAUUAUCUGUCGAGAACCCACCGAAGUGUUCCAGGUCGACAAGGGCACCUUUCUGGAGACGUGCCCGGAAGUCUUUGAAGUGGAACUGGACGCCAAAAUGGCAUUUGUGGAACAGUUUGAGAUGUUUCUGGGCUGGGACGAAGAGAACCUGCGCAGAAUGUGCUUCCUGUCACAAGCCAUCUAUAUCCCUCAUGGCAAAAUCAUAGAGGCUGACUGGUCCAAAACCAGUUACGCUUACUUCGUUAUGCAGGGAAGAAUAUCGUUAAUGCGUAAGUUUGACAUAUCGGACUUGAAGGACACAGGUGCUGUUCAUGUGUCUGGGAUGAUGGACAAACCUCUCCAUUUGCCCAACCCACAGGAGGAUAAGUACGGUGGAAUUCGGACAGAGCGUUAUGCAAAUGUUGGCGAGUUACACGUCGGCGAUCAUUGUGACCUGAGAGUGCUGCUGAAUGACAGUGAAAUGUCUGUGGAUACCUUGUCCAUGGUCAGUCAAGGGGCAAAGGUUCUUCGAGUAGAACACCGCAUCAUUAGAUGGUUAGGGCCUAUGAACACAAUAGAGGAGUACCUCCGGAAGCGCUACAUUCCCUUCAGGAUUCCUGAAGAUGUCCAGUUGUGCCAAAGAUACGUGGAAGAGUGCAACUGGGAUGUUUUUAAAAGAAAAACUAUGGCUCAGAUUUCUUGUGACCGACAUAAGAAGGAGGUGGCUAUGAUGCCUGUGACCUGUAAAGGCCAGAGUGGCUGGGCCAGGUGGCCCGGAAGUGGGGUGUAUCGAGAAUCCGGCACGGCCUUCCACUCACCUAUCGACCGUCGGGAUCAGCUGGCUGAGUUUCUAACACACGUUCGUUCCAAACAGAAGCCAACAGAGACGACCAGACACAAGACUCGCAGGGAUACCGUCGGUGUUCCUUUGGAGAUUAGGAGGACAUCUUUGUUUCCCCGUUCCAGAAUUCAGAAGCAAAUUCUCAGAGCAUUCCCGGACGAGCCUGUGUCCAACGAUAGACGUCUCACAAUACUCCCGACUCGACCUAAGCUAAACCAACCGAAACACAGCCUCACAACGAAAUAAAUACUGGGAAAUUCCGCCAAAACAAAUCCUGAUGAAGUGUGUGAUGGCGAAAAUAUAUGAGCUCUGCAAACUUUUGUGGCAUCAAAUGCCCUUCAGCAGGCAGUGGUUAGAUUUAAACAUCUGGCUAGUAUUAAGACUAUAAUAAAUAGGAAAUUAAACACAUAAUUAAAGACGUACAGCAUAGACAACAAACCCAGAGCAUCGACAACAGCGCGAUAGCUGACAAAUGGUCAUCCAAAACAGGUGGAAUACGGCUUCUUGUCAAUUUACCUCCUUUAGGGUUUUAUUCUAAUUUUGCGAUCUUAUUGUGAAAUCAAAAUUUUAUAAUAUUUUUCAUCUGCUACAUAAAUUUUUUGAAAAUUUAUUCAGUAUUCAGCGCGAUGUUGUUCAGAAAUA